AUGCACCCGUCGGCGGUUUUAGCAUCCCUGCUGUGCCUUGCGACAACACAGUUUGCGGUCCCGGUCGAGGCGAUCAAGGCGACGAGUCUGAAACUGCGAUCGAAUCCGAAUGUCGAUUUGAAGUUGACUAAGAGGGAUUAUAUUACGACGACGUUUCGGCCGAAUAACGAGACCGUUUUUGGUUUCUAUGUUGACGUGCUUGUCGGAACGCCGCCGCAAUUCCUCUCCUUAGCGUUCAGCACUAGUUCGACAACAUGGCUUCCGUCGCCCAGGAACUCGAACGCUACAAAAUUUUGCGAGGAUAACGCCACAGGGAACACAUUCUGGUCUUGUUAUUAUAACAGCUUUUACCAACCCAACAGGUCGUCGACGUAUAACUCCAAGCGUGGAAGGUUGGAUAAUAAUUAUGGUACUGGUUUAUUCGCUACCGGAACAUGGGGCUCCGAUGUCUUCAAAAUCAACCAGCUCACGAUUCCAGAUGUCUCCUUCGGUCUCGCUACCAACUUCACAAGUGCUGCUGAACUCGGUCUAGGCGUUGAUUUCAGCCGUACUUUUUCUCCUUAUCCAUCGCUCCCGGAGAUUAUGGCCACGGAAGGCGCUAUAAAUCUAAUACUUUACAGUAUCUAUAUCAAUGACAUUCGAAACGACGGAGGGGAAAUAUUUUUCGGUGCGGUCGAUGAAGCUAAAUAUGAAGGGAAUCUCGCGACUUUCGAAAGUAAUACUGUCGGAAGAGUUAAUAUCAAGGGGGUUUAUUGGAUUGAUCCUGAUGGGGCGAAUUCUACUCUCGCGGAUUCUUCGGAUAUAUUUGCUAAGGAUGUGGCGGAGAUUCAACUUGGAACCCCUUCCUUAUGGGUACCUAAUAGUGUUUAUCGGGGUAUCAUAAAUGCCAUUCCGGCGUUGACAUAUUCGACCGCCUAUGAGGCCUAUACCGUUGAUUGCACUGUAGCAGAUUCCGAACUUGGAAGUCUUCAGUUUGAUCUUGGCGAUACGAUUAUUUCAGUGUCUGCAAGGCAAAUUCUAGUAGAAUAUCCGACUGGAAGUGGGACUUGCAUAUUCACACUCUAUCAAAGCUCGAAAUCAAGAGCAACCAGUCCAGAUUUCUUACUCGGAACGCCAUUCCUACGAUCUGCAUUCACGGUUUUCGACUAUACCAACAAUCGAACUUCUGUCGCACAGUCCGUAGCUAACUCGACUUCGUCAACCUUGCGCGAAGUUCCCGAAGGCGGCAUUGUAGCCAUGGGUCAACGGUCUGGUGACCCAUCCUCAGGAACUCCCACAAAUACACCAACAUCAACGAGUUCAAACGGACCCAAUGUAUCAGGAUCUGAUGACCCCUCUGUCUCAGUCAUCCCAGCCGGGAACGACGAUCCAGGGACUCCGAUUGCAGCAAUAGUAGGUGGUUCACUGGGUGGCGCCGCAGCUCUCAUAAUAGCCGGUGUCCUCAUUUGGCUGUUCGUCACAAGGAAGAAGAAAACCGUGGAACCCGACAUGCCUUUCCCGCCGGCUCAAAAUUUCCCACCGGCUCAAAAUUUCCCACCGCCGCCACCAGGACCUCACGAUGUGGGACCUACGGAACCGAAUUUUACGGGAUAUAAACCUGAAAUGACUACUACUGCUACUGCACAGCACACAUACGGCGCAGUACCACUUUCACAACCGCCUUCAGCUACAAUAACAUCGCCACCGACGAGCUUUCAUGAUAAUUGGGGUCGUCCUGGGUUUGGAGCCGCGGGUCAGUCGAUGAGUAACCCGAGACCACCGAGCACGGUUAGUGGGAAUUCAGUGGAGGGUUAUUCGCAGGAUCUAUCUAGUUAUGGAGGAAACCCGGGACAACUUCCUGGCAGCCAAAAUCCGAAUGGUCUGCCAUCACCGCCAUUAAAUGCUACCGGUGUUUAUGGAAGUUAUGGAUAUAGUGGAUAUAACCAGUAUUAG
This is a messenger RNA of Orbilia oligospora ATCC 24927, 1932 nucleotides long. RefSeq lists its product as uncharacterized. The record is from RefSeq and is a predicted model, not a curated record. Gene Ontology annotation, biological process: proteolysis. NCBI's taxonomy places the organism in Eukaryota, Fungi, Ascomycota, Orbiliomycetes, Orbiliales, Orbiliaceae. Bases 1 to 1932 code for a protein of 643 amino acids. The transcript has 7 exons. Gene Ontology annotation, molecular function: aspartic-type endopeptidase activity.